AUGAGUAAAUUCAGCCUUGAGCUGACUGUGGGGAAUGACUUUCUGAAGCGCAAGUAUUAUAGAUUUGUGGAAUCUGAAAAGAGCUUCUCAUUUUUUUGUAUUUCAGAUGAGUCUCACCUCCUGCUGCUGUCUCGUCUCACUCUAGAGAACUUGGAGAGCGAAGAUUUCCGAGUUCAUGACCCAUGUGCGACAUGGCUAAAUGAGAACGAGGUGUCACUUUGCACACGGGAGGGUCAUGUUUUAAUCCACAAUCUCAGCACCAAUCUAACUACCAUGUUAUUGGACAACAGCACCCUGGAUCUAAAGUCCAUGAGGUUCCAGGUUUCAGCUGAUAAGAAGUUCAUCCUGAUGGCUUAUAAUAUCCACCAUAAUCAUAUCCCAGAGAUACUGCUGAAAUAUCCUGCAUUCUGGUGGGCCAAAGACAGCGCACGCCUGGCAUAUCUGUCUAUUAACAACACAGCAACUCCUUUUAUGGAGAUACAUCACUUCCUGGGUGGGAUCUACCCUUCUAAUGUCCUCUACCCCUAUCCAAAGGCGGGUUCCAGAAUCCCAUCAGCCAGUCUGUUUGUGGUGAAUUUAUACGGUCCAGCACACACAUUAGAGAUGAUUCCUCCAGACUCCCAGAACAGCAGAGAUAGCUACAUCUCUAUGGUGAGCUGGAUAAGCAGCACUCGUCUGACUGUGCGCUGGUUGAAUCGGGUCCAGAACCAGUCUGUGCUGUGUGUGUGUGAGGCCACGACAGGAGCCUGCUCGGAGAGGCACCAAAUGGCGAUGGACUUCUGGCACAACAACCAGCGGCAGGAGGAGCCGUUGUUCACGGCAGAUGGUUCUCUGUUUUACCUCAUCCUGCCUGCCAAUAUGAGCAAACCAUUUCAACUCGAAAGCCUCAAGACUGUGUCCUAUUUUCUGAGUACGGAGGAGUCGCAGCAGAGCAGACACUUACACAGUGUGGAGCUCGGAGGAGUGUUUCAUCGCCAGUGUCUGACAUGCAACCUGUUUGAGCGAUGCAGUGUCUUCAAAGCAGACUUCAGCCCCAAUCAGACAUACUUUACCCUCUAUUGCUUGGGCCCGGGUGUCCCAAAGGUGACCAUUCACAGCACAAGUGACCCUUCCAGAUACACAGUGGUGGAAGACAACAGCCUCCUCGCUAUGUCUCUUGAAACCAAGAGGCUCUCUGAGACAGUUUUCCAGACACUUUCCUCUGACAACAGCGACCUAGAUCUAAAGAUGUCCCUGCCUCCUGGGUAUGGAGGAAACCUGCAUCCUCUCCUUAUUAUCAUUGACAGUAUUCCCGGGAUGCAGUCGGUAACGGAGGAGUUUGCCCUGGGCUGGCCAGAGGUUUUAUCCAGCCUGCAUGGAGUGGCGCUGGCCUGGAUCGACAGCAGCAGCCGGGUCUCGCAGGGACAGAAAAGCAGCACCCUGGACCCUCGCAAGCUCAGUUCCCUCCGCAUUAAAGAUAAGCUUGGAGUCGUGGAAUGGUUAAUGCAGUUGCCGUACAUUGAUGGGAGAAGAAUAGCUGUUUAUGGAAAGGGACUUGGUGGCUAUUUAGGUUUGAAGAUGCUGACAGCAACCGAUCAGAUGUUCAAAUGUGCUGCUGUCAUGGCUCCCAUCACAGACUUCAAGCUCUAUAGUGCUGCCUUCUCAGAAAGAUAUCUAGGCCUUCCAAAUAAAGAGGAGCAUUCGUACAUGGCUGCAUCUUUGUUGGACGACAUUCACAAGCUAAAAAAUAAAAACUUCCUUCUCAUACACGGGACUGCAGACGCACGGGUACAUUUCCAGCACAGCGCUGAGUUGUUGAGUCGUCUGGUGAAGGUAGAGGCCAACUACACCCUUCAGCUGUACCCAGACGAAGGCCACACUUUAAGAGAAGAGCGGACCAACCAACACCUGCACCGCACACUCCUUCACUACCUCCACAACUGCCUCAAAUACGACCCCUUCCUCAACAUAGAGGAGGAAGAGGAGGAGGAUGAAGAGGAAGAGUGAUCUCUUCCACUGUGUCCGUUCUCGGUCCUCAGAGGUGCCCAGUACUGGUGUCUGACUUCAGGAUGCGUUAGUUCUCCAAAGGAAAAAUGAGCAAAAUGGAGAUCAAGAGGACCAAAUUCACCAGCUAUUUACCACAAACUCAAUUUUCCAAUGUUUUAUUUAUUUUUUGUUCAGACUGCAACAGUAAAUGCUUCCUGAGCGUCCAGGAAGAUGCAACACAACUGCUCUGGUUCAUACAGUUUUCAAGUAAAUCACACACAGUAUAAUGACUAAGGGCCCCAUGCAAUCAACAUCUUAAGGCAGUUUAUGUGUAAAAUGGGCAAAAGAUGCAUGCUGAUCAGCCUUGAUGUUGCAGCGCCAUACUGUGGUGAGAGAUGGAUAUUUGUAGACAUGUUUUGUGGAUUGUGAAGUUGAAAAUACUAGUGGUUUACCGAUUCAGUGUUAUUGUUUAACUAUUACUAUACUAUAACUAUUUACUAUAAAAUAGUUUUUUUGUUGUUGAUUGAAA
This is a messenger RNA of Sinocyclocheilus grahami, 2494 nucleotides long. Its product is annotated as inactive dipeptidyl peptidase 10-like. Gene Ontology annotation, biological process: proteolysis; regulation of potassium ion transmembrane transport. Lineage: Eukaryota; Metazoa; Chordata; Actinopteri; Cypriniformes; Cyprinidae. The transcript has 21 exons. Gene Ontology annotation, cellular component: voltage-gated potassium channel complex; plasma membrane. Bases 1 to 1986 code for a protein of 661 amino acids. The record is from RefSeq and is a predicted model, not a curated record. Gene Ontology annotation, molecular function: serine-type peptidase activity.